AGAUUAGGGAUCUAAAUAAGAGGCAAUCAGUAAGACGACGUCGUUUUAGUUGUGAAGGUAAUAUGAGGCAGGCGCCAUAGCCAUCUGCAAGAGAGAGAAAGGAGGAAAUGGUGAAAGAAUUGGAAGGACUGACAGAAGAAGAUCGGCGCGCUCUUCGCGGCAGCAAAUUCGCACCCCUCCCUUCAUCAUCCGCCCGCCCUCCUUCUUCUUCUCAACCUAGGUUGGCUCACCCUGGUGGACCAUUGACGACAAACAAGGCUGCUGCUUUGGCAAAGUUCCUCGAAAGAAAGCUCCAUGAGCCUGGUGGAUUGGCUUCCUUAAAUCCUGAUCUGCUGGAAUUGGCAGUCAAAAAUGCGAAAGACACAGUGAAUGCCAGUGGAACUUCAAAAUCUGGAAGGACAAUUAGGCAUGUAACUUCAUUUGGUGAAACUGAGAACUCACAUAAAGAAGAGGAAGUGGAAAAUUCUGAGCUGAAGAAACAUAAGAAGAAGAAAAAGAAAAAGGAGAAAAAGAAAAAGGGAAAACAGAAGACAGUGGAGGACCCUGGACAUGCUACAGUGAAAGGGCCCAAAAAGAAACUCAAAUUGUGAUAUGAUAAAAUUAUAAUUCAUCAUAUUGGUUCUAUCUGAGAAUCCAUUAGCCUCUCAGCAAUUGGGGAGUACUAAAAAAGUUGGAAAAAUUAGGGUUUAGGUGGUGGCAAAUAGUCACAGAUGUAUGUGAUUGUGGAAGGGUAUUUUUUCUUCUUUCCUUUCGUCCCUCCUUAACAAAAUGUUUCAAUUAGUGCAAUUGUUAUUAGACGAGUCAUUAAGUCCUGAAAUCUGUGUGAUUGAGUUUGUGAGUUUUGAUC
This is a messenger RNA of Vitis vinifera (wine grape), 847 nucleotides long. RefSeq lists its product as uncharacterized. NCBI's taxonomy places the organism in Eukaryota, Viridiplantae, Streptophyta, Magnoliopsida, Vitales, Vitaceae. The coding region runs from base 108 to 590 and encodes 160 amino acids. The record is from RefSeq and is a predicted model, not a curated record. The transcript has 5 exons.